CUCGGUACUUCGUAUCACCACGCUGCCGUCGUUGCAAACGACCACAGUUUUUGUCUGCGGGAAUUCUGUUUGACAAACAUCCCCUUACCGACAUCACGUACGACCCUUCAGAAUGCCAUAAAAUCCGUCGAUUCGGGCGUGCCGCCCAACUGUCUGUCCGCAGCCGUCCGUCUAGAGAGUGUGAGAGUUUCGCGUCCGGAUGUCCCAAAAGUGAUGAUCAUCAUGCGUGCACUCGUCGGAACGGUUCUGCUGAUAGCGGUGAUGCUGGUGUCGAUCGUGCUGAUCAACGCCAACACGAGACCAGUUAGAGGAGCUGGUAGUAGUAAGGAGGUUAAGGAGAAGAGUUCAACGGGAGCGGUUCACGGCCAGCACGAGUCACGAGUGGAGAUUGAGGUGGUCGAAUCGUUUGAGGAUGCUGACGGUGGUGAUGGUGAAGUUGGAGCGAGCGUCGUUGAAAAGGUGUCGGAAGAGGUGGUUCAGGAGGAUAAGGAAGGUCGACUGAUCAGUGCGAUCAAGAAGAGUGGCAAGGAGGUGGCGUCUCCGCAGGCAGUGCUGGUGGAGAUCGUUCGUGACGAUGACAGUGAUGAGGAGUUGGUGGAACUGGCGGAGGGAGUUGUGGAAGAAGUUCUGUUCACGGACGGGUUCACCGUAGACAGUCACGAGGAUGCAACAGAUGCUAGUCGAAACGAGACUGCUGGCACUGAGCAGACCGAGCAAAGUGUGGAAGACGACGUUGGGGAGAUCGAAAUUAUAGAGGUUGAUACUGAGGGUAAACCUGAGGAGACUCGCUUGGAGUCUAAGCCAGUGCAGGAGAUCAAGACACGAUCGAAGGAAGCUCGGGUUAUUUCAACCACUGAGGCACAACCAGCAAGCGUUCCCAUGGGGUACGAACCAAGCAGCUACAUCAUUAUGGACGAGGAACCCUUGGUUGAGAUUUCUAAAGAUUCAGAAAGUGAAGAUGAAGACCUUGACCCGACAGAGUCCGAUGCCGGUACCAAAACCUUGGAGCGUAAGCAGCGACAUGCCGAUGGAACUCCAGAGACGAUCAUCCUGAACAAGGUUCCCAUCAUUCCCUACAUCAAGGAUGAGAAAAGACCAGUGUCUUCUCAUCAGAGCAAACCUCUGAAAGGCUACCGGUUGACCAAACGUGACCUCACAUCCCAACACGACCCCGACCAUGGCCACAUCCGGCACCACCACCACCACCAUCAUCACCAGCAGGGUCUCCAGAAUCCCUCCGUGUACAACCCGUACAACUGGGAGAAGCAGAACAUGAACGAGCUACGGUUCCCGCAGUGCGCCGCCUGCCAGAAAAAGUCUGUUCCGGUGUGCCGGACCUGUGGCCAGUGCGCCGAGUGUUGCCACAAGAGCGGGUGCACCUGCGGAUGCUUGCAUCCGUGAGCGGGGUUGAGCGCGAGGGGAAGUUGUAGAUGUUAAGGUGUUUCGAAAUUAAAAAUAAAA
Molecule: messenger RNA, 1461 nt
Organism: Culex quinquefasciatus (southern house mosquito)
Lineage: Eukaryota; Metazoa; Arthropoda; Insecta; Diptera; Culicidae
Exons: 3
Coding region: 214-1401 (395 amino acids)
Source: RefSeq, a predicted model, not a curated record